AUGAGUUGCUGUGAAGUAGAAACACCAACAUUCCAAAAGUUCCAUGUCCGUCGACAAGUUCCAGACAUGCGCAUCAAACUAUUCGGACACACAGAAUUCCAAGUCCACACGAGCAUUCUGAAGCAACAUUCAGAAUUUUUCUUCAAAUUCCUUGAUUCGCCCGAAAAGAUUCAAUCGGAAAAUUCAGAAUGGAAGUAUGACUGGGUUAGUGAGGUCGAAGAUGAUGGAGAAUGGCAUCUUGUUGCUAAACAAAAUGUGCAACCAGAUCUCAUCGAUAAUUUCCUCAGUGAUGGAGAUGCACAUGCCCAGACCCUAGCAUUCUGUUUCAUGAUCAAUGCAAUGUACAGAACUACAUGUGCAAUUCAACCCAAAGCACUAGAAGCCAUCGUCAAAAUGGCAGACUACUAUCUCUGUCUCCCGAUCGUCUCCUACCACAUCUCCGCCUGCAUGUGGACCAAUAGCGAUCUCCUCGCCCGCCGCAUCAGCGAAGAGCCCGAACACUUCAUCGAGCUCGCCUACACCCUCCGCAACGAAACUCUCUUCCGCGAAUGCGCCAUUCACAUCGCCGGACACAUGAAGUUCCAACAACCGGAGCCCCACGGUCUUAUUCUCUACAAUGGGACACUUCCCGGAGUCUCAAAUCCGAAGAUCCUGGAAGUACUAAAAAUCAUGCGUGAUCGUGUUACUGCCCAACUUCUCCAAACACAGAUGAACGUUUUGAUGUCUUGUGCGGGAGAUCCGGAUUAUCUCAAGAUUUUGAGUACGCCCAUUCCGAGAAAUAUCACAAUUCCGGCGUAUUAUCGCGGAUUAGCCCGGGAUCAUAGGUUGCAGGGUUUGAUUGAACGUUUACUGGAGAAUCAUUUGGUGUUUAAUGUUAAUUCUCUGUUUGAGGCGGGGAGAUUGGGCUCCAUAGGAACGGAUCAUUUUUAUUGUGCAACAUUAGAUGAUGAGGAGUUGCCUGGGGUUGAUUGGAGAAUCUGUAUUUCCAAUACAGGUUUCUUGAAUCUUAUCAUGGCAUGGUAG
This is a messenger RNA of Botrytis porri, 1023 nucleotides long. RefSeq lists its product as uncharacterized. The transcript is spliced from 3 exons. The record is from RefSeq and is a predicted model, not a curated record. Lineage: Eukaryota; Fungi; Ascomycota; Leotiomycetes; Helotiales; Sclerotiniaceae. The coding region runs from base 1 to 1023 and encodes 340 amino acids.